CGAGUUGAUCGCCGAUGGAUCGCCUGAUUUGCGCAAGAGGGAUUGCCAGAGGGAGAAGAGAGACGAGUCCCGUUUCCCUAGACCCUCACUUUAUCCCUCGACACAACACACCUACUCAGUACCCGUAUAUUAUCAGAAUAGAAUGGCUAGCAACAAAGUUUUCGUCGGUGGUUUGGCGUGGGAGACCAACAACGACUCGCUCCGCACUGCAUUUGAGAAGUUCGGCGCCGUCGAGGACUGCUAUGUGAUUUCGGACCGUGAGACAGGUCGCUCCCGCGGUUUCGGAUUCGUUACUUUUGCGGAGACCAAGAGCGCUGAGGAGGCUGUUAACGGAAUGAAGGACCAGGAAUUGGAUGGCCGUACUAUCCGUGUGGACCUCGCCAACGACCGCCCUCCUCGUGGUGAAGGAGGCGGUGGUGGUGGCUACCGCGGUGGCCGUGGCGGUGACUCCUAUGGCGGAGGUGGUCGCAGCUACGGUGGCCGGGAUGGCGGUCGCGAUGGUGGCCGGGAUGGCGGUCGCGACGGUGGCCGCGAUGGAGGCCGUGGUGGAGGUGAUCGUUACGGAUCCCGCUACGACCGCGACGAUCGCCGCGAUGGAGGUCGUGACUUCGAGAGGAAAGACGACAGGAGACGCGAAGACCGUGGAGACUCUCGUGGAGACAAGGGAGGCGACCGUUACGAGCGCUCGGACCGCAGCCGCGCCGACCGCUAAUUACCCUUUUUCGCAAACGUGUUGACCCCUGUCUGUAUCCAGUUCUACCCAAUCUUGCGUAGCGCUCAAGUCAUAAUAUCGAAAAGCGCCCAUUUUUGUAUUUAGUUUGGUGAAAUAAAGUUUGGAAUGUGAAGCUGCU
Molecule: messenger RNA, 851 nt
Organism: Fimicolochytrium jonesii
Lineage: Eukaryota; Fungi; Chytridiomycota; Chytridiomycetes; Spizellomycetales; Powellomycetaceae
Exons: 4
Coding region: 143-712 (189 amino acids)
Molecular function (GO): RNA binding
Source: RefSeq, a predicted model, not a curated record